This is a messenger RNA of Diaporthe citri, 816 nucleotides long. RefSeq lists its product as uncharacterized. Lineage: Eukaryota; Fungi; Ascomycota; Sordariomycetes; Diaporthales; Diaporthaceae. The transcript is spliced from 2 exons. Bases 1 to 816 code for a protein of 271 amino acids. The record is from RefSeq and is a predicted model, not a curated record.
AUGAAAGAAACCACCGCGGACGUUGUCUUUCAGGAGCCCAUCUCACGUGCCCUUCUCACACAGCAAAUCUCUUUCUUCCAACGAUUCCUGACCGACAGACUCCUCGAAGUCUACACGGGGAAGCCUUAUCAGGUCGACCAGUGGCACUCAACUGAGCUACGGAUUUUCCGCCAGCGCGAUGAUCUAGGGCAGAUGUACCAUGAUUUCUUUACAUGGCCGCUGGAGGAAAUGAUGCUUGACCAGGACCAUGUUCAGGAGACACUCGUCACAGCGGCGGCAGAGCCACAAAGUGCGGACCGGGCCAAAGACAUCCAGUGUUUGAUCGCAUGCUGCGACUGGCCGAGCUUGGCGAGAGCCUUGGUGAAGGAUCGGGAGCUUGCCAUCGGGCUCUUUGACGAAGAGCCUAUCGACCCGGAAUACUACAACGCCAACACGCGCAAGAAGGUCUUGCGAGGUAUUGACAAGGUCAGGGACAAACACUUUGAAGACCUCUCGGACCCGGCCAAGUACACAAUCAGCAAGUAUGCCACGGGGUUGUCGCCUGCUCAAUCAUCCGCCGAUGAGAAAUUGGACCCCACGUCACUCGACGAGAAGACUGUUGUAAUAACGACUCGUGAGACUUCUGAACCAACAACGAAAGCCGGCCAGCAGUCAAAGACCACUGCCAGGGACCUGGUCCAUACGCUUCUGGGCGGCCUCGGAAGUGCAGGACUGGGACAGGGCCUGAGGUCCAGACUACACAUCAACUCUCCCGGUAGCAGUGGAGGUGGCUGGGACGAGACAAGUCCGUUGGUGGAUUCGAAGAAGGCGAAAUAG